AUUUGACAUUUCUACUUAACUGAUUCCCGUCAAAUGAUUCCAAUAUUUCUCAAUCUUUUUCUCCUCCUGCCUAUCUAUUGUACUGAAUCUCAAUUUGAUAAGCUAUAUUUUAGGAGUGAUGUAUGUAACAACCAACAAAAACUUCCAGGAAUAUAUCCUUGUUAUAAAUCAACUUGCGUUGAUAUAGGAUGCGGUAAGAGGUUGGUUCUCUCUCUCUCUCUCUUUGCUAUUAUUUUCUAUCCAUUUUUCCUUUACGUUGUAUCUUAUGUUUUCCAUCUCAACUAUAGCUCUCAAUUCUGCUCUUGCGACAUUGAUUGUAUAUACGGCUAUAGAUGUUGCAUAGAUUUCAAUCAAACUUGUCCAAAUAUAUCAAGAACUGCCUACUCAAAUGAAAAUAAGAAAUAUCUUAAUGUAACAGAAUGUUAUGAAACCGAAAGAAAACAUUUUCCAAUGGUAACAAAAUGCUCCAAUCUAAUUAAUUGUCCCUCUCAUAGAAAAAUUAUUGAUUAUAUACCAGUUGUCUAUAAUUUUACAAGACCAUUACUUUUUUUGAAUUAUGAUUGCGCCCUUUGCAAUGGAAUUAAGGAUAUUGAUUUAUUAGAAUUUAAAAUUGAACUCUUUAAUCGAAAGGAAAUUAGAAAUCGAAAUUACUCUUGGUCAGAUUUGAAUUUUCUCUUUAAAAAUAAACUUAAGGAUAUCAGUUUUAAUAUAUACUUUCCAGAAAUAACUCAAUGCAGAACUAGAAUGGAAUGUUUAAAUUGUUCAAAUAAUAGAUUAAAGGAUUCUUGCGGAACAUUUCAAAUGCUUAUCUCUCAUCGAAAGCAUGUUUUUAGAAAUCCGUAUUGUUUUAUAUGCCAAAGUCUUCAACCUAUAUUUGCUUUGGCAGAUUGCGAUUUAAGUGAAAUUUUACCUUCUAGUCCUACUCUAGGGUUCAGAUAUGACUUUAUGUUUAACAUUCUAUUGAAUUCUGAUAGUAAGGAAUGCGAUGAUGGUGAAAUCUUCUUUGAAAUUGACAACGAUUGCAAAUACGUUAUAUCUAAAAUUGCCUUAAUUGAUAAGAUAAUACCUAAAAUUUGUCUUCUCCAAGUUAGUACUGUUAGUGAAGAGUAUACGGAUUAUUGUAGUUCUUUGAAUAAUAAUGAAAAUGAUAGAAAAAUCAUAUUUGAAUAUGUAGAAAAUGAAAUUAAGAAUGAGAUAAUUUCAUUUAAACAUUUCACAUUUCAUUUCAAGAAUUUUACUUCUGAUUCAACGUCCUAUUGUUCUCUUCACGUCAAGAUUUACGUUGAUCAAGGACUGUUAAAAUUCUGUCGUGGUUAUUACACAUCAUAUGACGAUAUUAUUGAACUAAGCCAUGUUAAUAUUACUUUGAGCAUUUCUCCUGUUGUGUCCGAAGAUGACGAAAUGAGAAAAAAACUAGAAGAGACAAUGUGCUCUGAAUACGUAGAAUAUAAGGAUAGGCAAUUGACUUCGCAGUAUAAUCAGUCGUUUUAUGCCAGUAAUAAUACUUAUGUCUGCAAGUCUGAAGUAUUAGACAAAAUACGAAGAGAUGCAAAAGAGAAUGACAAUAAAUUUGAUUAUUUAACGAUUAUUGGAUUGUGUUGCUUGAUUUUAUCCGAACUUGCUCUCAUAUUUUUCUUAAUAGCUUCUAUUUAUAAACGUUCCAUUCAGAAGAGAGGAAGUGGGCUACAAUGGAACUUAGCUUUGGCUCUAUUUUUAUGGUUGUUUUGCACUAUAUGUUCAGUAUUCGUUCGUGACUGGAAAUUACUUUGUCAAAUAGUUGCCUCAUCCGGUCACCUAUUGCUUCUGUCAGUAAUAGUUUGGCAGAAUGUCAUUGCGGUCGAUUUGUUUUUAAAUUUUAGAGAAAAAUCAUUACUACAAAAGAGUUGGUUUAGUUCAUGCAAAGUUUGGAAAAUAGCAAUUUUCGUUUACCUCUUUUCCUUCUUAUUUGUUGCGGCGGGAAUUCUUUUACAUAACCUUGAUUUAAAAGGAAAAGGAAAGGUAUUCUACGGCAGUGAAAGUAGAGGAAAUUGCUGGAUUAGUGGAUUUACGGGGCAAAUAGGCCUAGUUAUUAUACCUUUUUUCACAAUAUGGACAAUCAAUUGCAUUCUCUUGGGAAUAACUAUUUUUAAUAUGAAUAAAUUAUUUAAAAACUCACCUGGAGCAAAGGUGAAAAAUAGCAAGGAGAUAAUGAUAUAUGUAAAACUAUCUAUACUUUUAGGGUUGUCAUGGAUACUUAGCUUUUUAAGUUCUUUGAUCAAUCACGAUGUAAUAAUAUUUUGUAAUAUUAUAAUUAAUUCUCUACAAGGCGUUUGGUUGGUAGUAUCAGUAUAUAGUUUUAAAACUUCGUCUACAUCAAGAAAUCCAUCUACAACAUAUACUAUCAAAUAAGCUUCUUCUAGGAAGAAUGAUUCGAUUUCUAUACAUUAACACUAAUGCCUUUCCAGCUGAACUGAUAUACAAAAAAAAGUCUAUUCUUAAGCGUUAAUUACUAUAAGAGAAAUUAUUAAAAAUAUUGAUAACCCUUUUUGAUGGUUAAACCGGGUUAUCUUUUGGAGAUGGAUACGUUUAAACUAAAUUAAAAUAACGAGAAAUAUUGAUGAAAUACCCUACGUAUUCCAAUAGGAUUUCUGGUGACAACAGAUUGGCUAUUAAUAUGUUGUUUUAUAUAUACAGUAUGCACUAUAUAUUCACAUUUUUUUAAUAUUUCUUUCACUUUGUAACACUUUUAAUAAAAGAAAAACCCUUAACAAGCUUUAUUGUUAAAAAGUGAAUAGAGUAAUUUAGAUGCCAGCAUAAAUUAUUUUCAAACAUUUCAAACCAGCGUUAUUGAAAUUAGUCACAUACAUCUUCAUAAAUUAUAGCGUCUUUUUAGUCUAUAUCGCAAAUCAUGCUACACUUGGCUAGUAAAUUAAUCUUUUACUUCUCUCUAUAUUUACGAGUAAAGUUUGGCUAUGUUUACGCUUUUAACGAUUCGUUGGAUGGUUCAAGACAAUAUUCUCCAUCAGACCAUGACAACUAUUUAGGUAAUGAUAAUCAGCAGUGUUUAGAUCAUACUAUACUUCAUUAUGAAUGCGGUUUUCGUUCCUGUCAAUUUGUAUUUUGCGGUAAGAAGUUUCCAAGUGACCAGGCAUGUGCUUGCGAUAAAUAUUGUGAAAAGUUCAACGAUUGUUGUUUCGAUGCGCAUAAAUACUGCAAUAAAGAAUCUGAUAGUUUCGACUACGAACGAUAUUUUGAAAUAUAUAAAGAUCGUUAUACGUGCGAAAAGAUUUCCGAUUAUAGUUACUGGAUGGUUACAAAAUGUUCCAAUGGUGAUGAAUGCAGUUUGGAUGCGAAAAGGCUUUUAGAUGAAAUUCCUGUUCUGGGAAAUGAAAUGGAUAUUUUACCUUAUAGAAAUGAUAAAUGUGCUUUUUGUAAUAGUGUUUUUAACAUAACACCUUUUAAUUUUGAAGCUUUUGUUGAAUACGAUAAUGAAGCCGAACCUCGGCCGAAUUAUACUUUGGACGAUAUUAAAUAUUUAUAUAGCUCCAAGUUAGCAAAAGUUAAUUUAGUUAUAGAAGCGAAGGGCGAUGUUAAACAGUGCAUUAAAGAUCUCAUUGAUACAUGUCCUAGCAAUUGUCCAAACCUGGCUUGGUAUAUUCUAUGCAGAUCUUACCAUUCAGUUGUACAGUUUAACGAUAGUGGAAUAAUAAGAUACUAUAAGAAUAAGUAUUGUUAUUUUUGCAACAAUGGAGAAGACUCCCAUUACGGAUGUUUGUCUGGUUUUAGCAUUACAGACAAAUUUUUAAAAACCUACAGAUACAAUUUUCUCUUUGAAGAGAUCAAAAGAGAAAAUGAUAAUAGAGAAAACAGCGAUAGCAGCGAAACUUGUCCAGAAAAUUAUGCUUAUAUAUCUGCUGAUAAGGCUUGUCGGAAAAUUAUAAAGAAACAUGCACUUUACGAUUUACUAAAACCGAAUAUUUGUUCUUUUACAAUAACUUUUCAAUUGAAUUUAACAAAAUUGGAAUCGAUUUCGAAAGAAAAUCUCCAAAAUCAAUUUGAUAUCUUAAUUCAAGAUACUUUUUUAGAAAUAUCAACAUUAUUGAAUGAUUUAAAAAUAACUUUAAAACCAGUAAAAUCUACUGAAAACUGUUAUGAUAUUGCUGACAAUUUCUAUACAAAUGGGAAUAAUACAACAAACUGUACUAGCUAUUUAAUAAUUCCAAGAUAUCUUGAAUGCAACAAUUCAAUUCUUAUUAACAUUUCGGAAACUAUUAAUAGCAGUACCACAUCUUUAAGCAAUAUUAGAGAGGUGAAAAAUAAACUGCAAAAGUACACAAUAACUUUGGGUAUGAUGUGCGAAAAUUACAUAGAAUUUAUAGGUGACAAACCUAAAUAUUUAUCAAAAUCAUUCAAUCAAUUUACAAAGGAUAAUACUACAUACUUCUGUAGAGAAGAGUUAACUUUUCCGUCAAUGACGGUAGAAGAAAAUGAUGACAGUAAAAUAGAUAUUGUCGGUCUAUUCGGUUUAGUUUGCAACUCUUUAUCAUUAGUUUCAUUGCUUGUGCGAUUGAUUGUUCCUUGCUUUCUACCGAAAUUAAGAACAAAAGGUAUGUGGAUUCAAUGGAAUUUGGCAUUGGCUAUAUUUAUUUGGCAAACUUCAAUUCUCCUUUCUCCCCUAUUAACAUCGUGGAUUUGGGUUUGUCGUUCUAUUGCAGUUUUGGGUCAUCUUUCAAUGAUUUCUUCAAUGUCUUGGCAAAGUAUCUUAGCUAUUGAUAUGUUCUUUAAGUUUCGCGAAAAAAGUAUGAUAGAUUUAUCAAAAUUCUCCGAUCUACAAGUGUGGAAGUUUUUUCUCUUAGCAUGGGGAUUAGCUUGUCUACCAGUUAUCGUUAGCAUUACUCUUGCAAUAACAAAACCGGAAGAUGCUAUUUAUGGAAUUGAUCAAAAUAAAAGUGAAUAUAAAGAUAGAUGCUGGAUUUAUGGAUUUUUUGGUCAGGUCAUUCUAUUAAUUUUACCAAUCGUUAUACUAUUAUUAAUAAAUACGGGCAUGUUAGUAACGACAAUACGUAAUUUGCAUAUAAUGCUAAAGAAUUCACCGGCAAAUUCAAAAACAUCAAUGAAAUCGCAAGUCAUAAUAUUUACUAAACUAUCAAUCUUUUUUGGAAUCUCUUGGUUUGCAAUGUUCAUUUCGGCCUAUGUAGAUCACGAUGCGAUAACAAUUGUUAACAUAUUAGCUAACGUAUGCAUUGGAAUAUGGCUAUCCAUGACGGCAUUGGUAAGUAGAGACGUUUGGAAGAGGAAAAUGAGCGCUUCUGAAACAUAUCUGUCAGAUAGGCAAAGUAAGAGGCCAAGAAGCCAAUCGUAAUAUGACAUAAUCUACUUUUAUUCCGUUUGAAUUAUUCAACAUUUACUGUUAAUGUUGUGCUUUCAAUAAAUCAUUUUUUAAUGUUUACUUUAACUUCAAAUUUAGAGCAAAU
This is a messenger RNA of Dimorphilus gyrociliatus, 5453 nucleotides long. The record is from the annotation of a GenBank genome assembly. NCBI's taxonomy places the organism in Eukaryota, Metazoa, Annelida, Polychaeta, Dinophilidae.